UCAAGUGUCAACACGUCACUGAACGACGACGAGUCCUGAAGAUUGAAGAAUUUGAGUCUUGAGAAGCGAUAGAGGAAUUCCGCUUUAGUGGUAGUUAUUAGUGAGUUAAUGUUUUAAAAUGCAGAUCCCAAAUGAAUACGUAUCAACUGCUGAAGAUGUUGCUGAUCAGGUAAUACGAAAAGGGAAAAAUAUUCUACCAACAGUGGCUCGACUAUGCCUGAUUUCAACAUUUUUAGAAGAUGGACUUCGUAUGUGGUUCCAGUGGUCCGAACAGAGGGAUUACAUGGAUAUGUCAUGGGGUUGCGGAAAAAUUUUAGCAACAAUGUUUGUGAUAAUAAACCUGUUUGGCCAACUCGGCGGCUGCGUGAUGGUGUUGGGGCGAUGGAAGGUGGACAUCGCGUGCGGAGUGCUGUUCUUCAUCGUGGUGUUGCAGACGUUCGCGUACAGCAUACUCUGGGACUUGCACUUCUUACUCAGAAAUCUAGCGCUCAUCGGCGCCCUACUUCUGGUGCUUGCGGAAGCGAGAGCUGAGGGCAGAAGCCUUUUCGCCGGCGUACCUUCCCUCGGAGAGAACAAACCCAAGACUUACCUUCAACUAGCCGGAAGAAUUCUACUGGCGUUCAUGUUUGUCACCCUGCUCAGAUUCGAAGUAUCGUUCCUGCAGAUUGUUCAAGACCUGCUCGGAAGUAUUCUGAUGAUCCUGGUGACGGUGGGGUACCGCACCAAGCUGUCGGCGCUCAUGCUGGUGCUUGUGUUGUCCGUGCUCAACCUGUACCACAACGCGUGGUGGGCGGUGCCCAGCUACAAGCCCCUCAGGGACUUCCUCAAAUACGACUUCUUCCAGACUCUAUCAGUGAUUGGAGGACUCCUAAUGAUAGUGUACUUAGGACCAGGCGGUGUCAGUAUGGACGAGCACAAGAAAAAGUGGUAGGGGGCUCGGUGGCCCGGACAAGACGAACUAAGUUGCUAUGUAAGGUUGUUAUAUGGUGCGCUCGUUUCGGUUCCAGCAUUGAAGUUUGUAAAUAAUACUAUAUGACGAUGACGGUUAGUGUGCGCGUCUCACUUUGUCUAUUCCUUGUGUGUCUAUGGCGUGUGGCUGUUGGGAUCAAUUUUUAUACAUUUUUUUAAUCGGGUAACAAUGGAUUAAUAGAAGUAAAAUAUAAUAGUUUAACUAUGAGUAUAAGCUGUGAUCUAUCUUCCUACCUACUUGUUUUUUUUUUUGUAUACUUUGGCGUGCACAUUAGCGUUUUUAUAGCUUUUAUACAAUAAUUAUAUUAUGUUCCAUAGUUUUUACAAAAAUAAUUGAGUAAAAUUAUACAUUAUGUUUUAAAUAUAAGUAAAAUUGUUCGGUUUUACAAUACAGACAAGUUGUCUAAAAAUUAAUUGGUGUUGUUAGCAAAAAUAUGUUUAUAUAUCUUUGUAAAAUUCCAUCAUAUUGCAACAAACAAAUUAGUGUUGUGAAAUUAUUUACUAUAUCCAUUAUGAAUUGAAACUUUAUUUAUUAGAACAUUUUUCCACUUUUAUUUAUCAUAAUUAAUGAAGUAAAUAAUUCACAAAAUAUAAAUUGGUGGUAUUAAGAAGUCAUGUAAAGAUUUUUAGAGCCUUGAUUAAAUCAAUUUUUGAUCCUUCACAGAUAAAUUUGAAUGAAAUUCAUUCCUUUCUUAUUGUUUGUAUCAAUGAUAUUCUAUAAAGACAAAUCACGUCGUAUAAAAACUAAGCCGAAAUAUGGAACAUGCGCUACAAAUUACAUUAUAAUAAGCUUCGACUGCUAUAUCUAUACAUUGCCGCAUUUACUCCAGUUGUUUAAAAUAUUCUUGGUCAAUAAGCAGCAAUGUAAAGCAUUUAUUCCGUUGUUUGAUUCUAACAGUGCCACACUACUAUGGAGAAAAGUGUGCUUACACUGUGCACACUUUUACCGUUCCGCUAUCAGACUGAGAAUGAUAUGUCCUUAUAUGUGUAUAGAAUGUCAUUGGUUUUUAUAACACUAAUAGGGUUCAAUCUUUAACUUAAUUAUGUAUGUGCAUGUAUGUGGGGAAAGUAAUGUUUUUUAUUUUAAUUUUGAUUUUCAUUACUUGUAUUUAGGCAGGGGUACCCACUAGGGUUUAGUCAAGGCUUCUAAUUUUCAAUUGUGUUGUUUUCUUUUAAGUUACUUUUAUAUAUAAAUGUACAUAUUGUUCAAAAGACAUGAUAUUUUUAUAGUAUUUUUAUUUAGUUAUUUUUCAGGUUAAAUAUUAAAAUUGCAAACUAAAUAUUAUGUGUACUUUGAUUUUAUACCACAUGGGCAGAGACAUUUGAUCGCCAUAAUGUUUUGUUGUUGUUUAAGUCAUAAAAUGUUUUUAAUGGAACAGUUUAUUUGUAAACUAUUUAAUAUUAAACAAGAUUUCAUUUA
This is a messenger RNA of Leptidea sinapis, 2389 nucleotides long. It is a transcript of the gene Surf4, whose product is annotated as surfeit locus protein 4 homolog. The coding region runs from base 119 to 931 and encodes 270 amino acids. The record is from RefSeq and is a predicted model, not a curated record. NCBI's taxonomy places the organism in Eukaryota, Metazoa, Arthropoda, Insecta, Lepidoptera, Pieridae. The transcript has 6 exons. Gene Ontology annotation, cellular component: endoplasmic reticulum; endoplasmic reticulum-Golgi intermediate compartment; membrane. Gene Ontology annotation, biological process: Golgi organization.